AUGCCUAGGAGAAAGCAGCCCAAGCAUGAGGGGUGCUCCGUCCACCAGUGGAAUCCGAAGUUGGUGUGGCUGGGACCAGGAGAGAAUAGUACGCAUCUUGCAGCUGUUCAAGAAACUGGCGGAAGUCGCUUCGCUAAGAGUCUCCGUGAGGGGGAGGACCGGUGGGUUAACAUCUACUGUUUUGAUGCAAACCCUUGCCGGGCGUUGCCGAAAGCUGAUUUCUUCCGCGAGUCGGAGUAUUUUCAGAAUAUCUACGCCCAGAACUCGGCUGUCAGCGCGCUCCGUCUCCCGGACCAGGUAGGUUUUCAAGACACCCAUUUCAUUGCGGACUUUCUUUGGGCAGGUGAUUAUGCUGUCCAAGAAAAGAAUAUUGUCAACUACAGGUUUCGCAAUGUUGAGCCCCGUCACCCUGUUUGCAAAGCCUGCGAAAACCACUGCUUCCUACUUGCUCUUCACUUGGAUAUAUUCCUCUCCGCACGGCACCUGGGUAUGGAAACCCUUCAACUCCUAGCAAUGGAGAAGUUCUGCCAGGCCAUCAAAAAUUCUAGUGACUCUGUUCUAAGAUGGAUUGUUCCAUACGUGUACCAGACGGCGGUCUUUCGCCUUGAGAUCAUCGCAGGGAUUGCGUACCCAUAUGCGAUUGCAGGACUCAUCGACUACCGCCCAAUCCUUGUGGUUGGUGAGAUCGUCACGUAUAUCCAGCGAUCGAAUUUGCACAUACGUGAACCGCUCUGGGACAUCUCACUGGGGCGUUUUCAGCCCGUGAACUAUUUUGAAUAUUUGCGGGAGCACAUCCCCGACUUUAGUUUUCAUUUGGAGAGGGCGUUAGAGGUGGCUUACCCAGGAUAA
Molecule: messenger RNA, 849 nt
Organism: Penicillium canariense
Lineage: Eukaryota; Fungi; Ascomycota; Eurotiomycetes; Eurotiales; Aspergillaceae
Exons: 3
Coding region: 1-849 (282 amino acids)
Source: RefSeq, a predicted model, not a curated record